This is a messenger RNA of Corythoichthys intestinalis (scribbled pipefish), 9967 nucleotides long. RefSeq names its product phospholipid transfer protein (gene pltp). The transcript has 15 exons. The record is from RefSeq and is a predicted model, not a curated record. The coding region runs from base 16 to 1629 and encodes 537 amino acids. Gene Ontology annotation, molecular function: phosphatidic acid binding; phosphatidylglycerol binding; ceramide transfer activity. Gene Ontology annotation, biological process: high-density lipoprotein particle remodeling; ceramide transport; phospholipid transport. Lineage: Eukaryota; Metazoa; Chordata; Actinopteri; Syngnathiformes; Syngnathidae.
AUCUCACCCCAAAAAAUGCAAGCACGCACACACUUUCAUGCCCCCCACCCCACCCUAAGGAGGGCAGGAGGAGGAGUCACACCCCUGGGAUAUAAAGAGAAAGACAACCGAGAGAAGACAUCACAAGCCAAGACAACGGAAACGACUGACUGCCUCCUUCUCCAGCAACUAAUUUGCGGCAUGUCACCCGGCUCCCGUCUCUUGGUCCUCUUGGCAACCGUGAUGCCGUGGUGGGUGGCAGUAGCUGGCGAAGAAGCGGCUGGAUGCAAGGUCCGCAUCACCAACAAGGGCCUGGACAUGCUCAAAGCAGAGACUCAGAAGUUUGUGGAGGAUGAGCUGAGUAACAUCCGCAUGCCGGAGAUGAGUGGCAAUGAGGGAAAGUUCUACUACAAUAUCACAGAUGUGCAGAUCACGGAGCUGAACCUGACCUAUGCUGACUUGAGCUUCCUGCCGGACGUGGGUCUGAUGUUUGACGUGCAGAACUCGUCCAUUGCGCUCAGCUUGCACAGACAGCUCCUCUACUGGUUCUUUUAUGACACAGGAAACAUCAAUGCGUCAGCCGACGGCGUCAACAUCGACACGACCGUCGGCCUGGGCCGAGACGCAGACGGACGCCUCAAGAUCCAUAAUGUCACCUGCCGAGCCAAAAUAGAGAAGAUAAGGGCAAAGUUCAGCGGAACACUUGGGAGAGUUUAUGACAUCCUAGGAAAGUUCCUGACCACCGCCAUGCGCCUGGUUCUCAACAGACAGAUCUGUCCGGCUCUGCGCCACGCGUCUUUGGUGCACGUCAACUCCAUGCUGGAGACCAUUCCGGUGAGGACUGAGGUGGACAGUUACAUUGGCAUCGACUAUUCCCUGAUAGAUGAUCCGUUGGUCACGUCGCAAAGUCUGGACAUGAACUUCCGAGGGAUGUUCUUCCCCCUGUCAGAUGAGCAUGACAUCCUGAUAAACUACGCGGCGGAGCCCCUGAUCCAAGAGUAUAACAGGAUGGUCUACUUGGCGCUGUCAGAGUUCUUCUUUGACAGCGGCUUGUACUCCUACUACAAGGAGGGAAUCUUCCAGAUGAACAUUACUAAUGACAAGAUGCCCAAAGAUCUGGAGAUGCUGCUGAGGACAACCUACUUUGGAACCAUUAUGAUGCUGAACCCGGCGGUGAUGGACUCGCCCGUGUCUUUGGAGCUGUCCGUCAAUGCGGCGCCCAAGACCACUAUCAAGACCUCUGGGGCGACGGUCGUCAUGACUGCCAUUGUUAUGGUGAUGAUGACGCCUGCCGGGCAGCCGCCACUGCAACUCAGCAGCAUGACCAUGGAAACCACAUUCAACGCCAAAGUUUUUAUCAGAGGAAAACGUCUGGCGGUACAAGCCGACCUGCGCAGGUUCAAAAUCUACUCCAACCAAUCAGCGCUGGAAUCUCUGGCACUGAUUCCUCUCCAGGCCCCUUUGAAGACAGCCCUGCAGAUGUCAGUGGUUCCUCUCAUCAACAAUUGGACCAAGCGCGGAGUUCGCAUUCCUCUGGCUGAGGGGAUGGACCUCAUUGAGGAUGUGGUGGAAUAUCACAACGGUUUCAUCGUGAUCGGUGCCAACCUUCACUUCAGCAAAGGCCUGAGGGAGAUGGCGGUUGGGCCGUAAACACAGCGCUGCGCCGCCUUUGACGUCCGAUCCGUCGAAACGAGGGGCACCAGAUCGGACAUUGGCGGCGCCAAAAACACCCUCGUUGUAGGAUACCGACAGCCACCCUCCAACCCCCAUUCUAUCCGCCGCCCGGUCCGAAAGGAUCAGCCGUCUUAGCCUAGCUUAGCACGGACACACUAAAAAGUGUUUGUCUGACCGCUUUUAUUGGGACUCUCCGCUGUUAGAUUAAACCUGUGUGGGCGAUGUCGUCGUAACCGUGGAAGCCGCACUUUGCGCCCGCCACCCUGCAGCCGAACGUCAGCGCCUCCUGCAGGGGGCGACCGCGGGCCAGCUUGUGAAUAACAGCGGCGUUAAAGGUGUCGCCCGCGCCCAGCGUGUCCAGUACGCGCUCCGGGGGGAAGGCGUCAGAAUGCAGCAGCGUCCCGUCGGCAUCAGCCGCGUCCGCUCCUUUCUCAGCCCAGGCGCAGAUCAGGACGGCUCUGGAGGGACAGGAGGGGAGCCAGCGCUAAAUCACUCUCCUCGCCGUGUUGUUGUUUCAAACUCAAUUCUGCUCAUGUUUCGGGAAAUCGACAUUGUGUAAUUUUGAAAUUAUGGAAUUGAAAAGGUGCUUAACUUUUUCAUAGCCAUUGAUAGAAAUUAGGGCUGUCAAACGUUUAAAAAUUUUAAUCGAGUUAAUUACAGCUUAAAAAUUAAUUAAUCGUAAUCAAUCGCAAUUCAAACCAUCUAUAAAAUAUGCCAUAUUUUUCUGUAAAUUAUAUAUAUAUUCUGUAAAAUAAAUUGUUGGAAUGGAAAGAUAAGACAAGAUGGAUAUAUACAUUCAACAUACGGUACAUAAGGACUGUAGUGGGCAUUUCACUCUACUGUCAUUUAAAUCUGUCUAUGCUGUCCUCACUCCGAAGCGUCUACUUUUUCCAAAGCUAGACAGCUAGUGAACGACGCCUUAAUAAUCAGACUUCUUCCUUUUUCAUCUGAUUUAUUAAUAAAAUGGCCUCAAACCAUUGUCCUCUUUAGACCGUUGUAAAACUACAAAAAAAAGUACACAAGCAUUGCAUUAGCAACAACGUUAGCUUAGCACGCUAUACAGGUCCACUAAACAUACACAAAAAGCGUCUCAUACAAAAAAUAUAACGUUUCGCUUGCUAACAUAAUAUGUACAUUCUUUACAACAACCAUACUUACUGUCAAAUCUUGUCCAAGGAUCAUAUAAGCACAACAUUACAACGUAGGCGUCAGCCAGAGACGUCGUGCAGCCAUAUUGAACUGGCAAGAAAACAAUAAACCAUUUCGCAAAGCGACCACAAGAGUUCGCUGUUAGACAGCACAAAAAGCCUUGCUGUAAAACUUACCAAAAGGCAGAAUACUGUCUGAGCGGGACGUGUGCGUUAAUUGCGUCAAAUAUUUUAAAGUGAUUAAUUUUAAAAAAUAAUUACCGCCCGUUAACUCGAUAAUUUUGACAGCCCUAAUAGAAAUCCAAUCGUGUGUUGUCCAAUCAUGCUUCUGCUGUGAAUUUGUGAGUUUUUCCACUCGUAGACAUCCAAUUAGUUUAAAGUGGGAGGAUGGCAUUUGCUACGAGCCCUUCUACUUCAGAUUGGAUGUCUGGUACCGUCAAUGGCACCAAUAGCCAACGAUUUGACAUUUAUAAAAAUAAUCAGUUGAGAAAUAAGUUAGUUAAGACUUAAUGUUAAUGUCAAUGCAUUGACUUCUAUAGGCAUGUCGCCCAUACCAACAUAGCCACCCCAAAGCCAUUUUAGUAUGGGCAAUAAAAGUUUUUUUUUUAAUCCUUCUGCUGUAAACUGGAAUGAAUUUGUCCUUAGUUUAUAACUUGUAAACAUUUAAUCAGCUUAAAGUGGGAGGGUGGCCAACCCUUUCACUUCAAACGGAUUGGACAGCUAGUAAAUCGCAGAUGCUUUGACUUUGUUAAAUACGAACUUAGCUAGUUAUGACUUGAUUUGUAUGUCAAUGCAUUGACUUUGAUGUGACAGUCGACCCUCGAAACAUGGACUGGCUGAGGUAAUGUUGGAAAGGUCUUUCAUUUUAUGCCAUCAAUUGAAAUUGAAUUGAUUAUUUCUUCAAAAAUAUUUUUUCUAAGUCUUUGAAAUUUUGAAAUAAACUUGGCAGGCACUGACCCCGGCCGGAGUCGAGGUCGGAGUCCUCGGAGGGCGCAGGUCGGCGUCUGGAAGCCCAGGUGGCGAGCCACAUCUUUGCUCACAAACACCUAACGCAGGUCAUAAACAACAAAAACACAAAAAACUGUCAAUAACUUUUAAAUAUAAGACAUUUCCACUCCGAAAUAAAAAAAAUCCAGAAAUCCCAAUCACGCCAUUGUCAUAGUAUCGGAAUCAGGUUUAAAAAAACAACAACAAAAAACGGGUUUUUAAAAUUUAUUUAUUUUUAAGUGUUAACUCAUUGGCUGCUGUAAUGUCACUAAGCGUCCAAUCCAUUUUGACUUUCAAAUUGGAUUGACGUCCAGCGCCGUAAAUGGCUGUCAAACAAGUUUACUGAAUGCAAGCAUCCACAGUUGAAAUUAAUUUUAUGUCUAUAAUAGGUGGUGGAACUUUAAAUGAUUAAUUCCAAUCAAAUAAUUGCAAAAAAUGUAGCGAGUUUAAAACAAUGAAUAUUUACUUGAUCGUCAGUGCACAAUUUUAGACGGCCCGGGGCAGUUUCACGGAAGCAAGUACUGAUGUCACGAUACUAAAGUUUUAACUUGACGUCAAUACUUCCAAAAAUAAUACUCAAUAUGUUUUUUAUACAACAAAUCCUAAAUUAAAUGUAAUUUUUUUUGGACUCAUUGCUUCUCCAUCGAUGGUCAUUUUUGUUUUUAUUAAUUUGGCCCCAAAAUAAAUAGGAACAUGUACAGGAAGUGCCAGGAAUGCUCAAAAGUCAUCAGAAAGUAACCCAAAAUCAACAGGAAGUGACCUGGAAAUGCCCCAAAAUCAACAGGAAAGAAUCCGAAAUGUACAGGAAGUGAUCCUGGAAGGCCCCAAAAUGUACCAGAAUUGUCUCAAAAUCAAUGGGAAGUGACACUAAAAUUAACAAGAAAGUGACCCAAAAUUAACCAGUUGCCCACCUUUGACAACGAUAGACAUCCAAUUCAUUUAGAGUGGGAGGACUGGCUCUAAAUGCUCAUGUUUGGCUGCCAUUGACAGUGCUAGACGUCCAAUCCAUUCUGACUUGGAGGGGCGCAAACUUCUUUCACCCUUCCCAGUCACAAAGAAUAGGAUUAAUCAUUAUGGAUAGGACGUCUAUUGCAGCCAAUGAGAUAACAUGCAAAAAAUAUUCUCCAUUACUAUCAGUAGUAGUGCAAAAUCAAAUACCCAAUGACAACAAAUGACCUGUCACUGCAAAAAUAUCAAUCAAAUAUCAUAUCCGUCUGUAUGGAUACUUUUGACAACCCUAACUAUUAGCGCCAAUAGCAAUCAGGAUCACAACUUGAGCUAAAGCGAGUCUACUGACCACAUCGGCGCGAUCAAAGAGCUGAUAAAGCUUUUCUCUGGGCUUCUCAAUCUCCACGGAGACGACGAUCAUGCGCUCCGGCGCCACAGUCUGGUUGUAGCGUUCCACUCGGGUGAUCAUCUUCACCUGCUCAUCGGCGUUGCGCCCCUGCAUGCAGUAGAAAGGGGUCACGCAGUCAGUUCGGCGCAGUGUUCUUUUCGUCAACGAUGACGAUAACGAAAACAUUUCAUCAACGAACAAGGUUUUCAUGACAAUGACGGGCUGAAAACGUGUCUUGGGAGACUAAAACAUAACGACAUGUGUAACCCGAGUCUGUUCUGUGCCGCCCCGCGUUCCGCUCCCACCUCUGACUAGGAUGGGACGCGAACCCGCGCGCCGCGACAAUUCUAGUCGGCAGGCAAGCUCGGUAACCACUGCGCCAAUAAAGCUCGAGCCAACGGCGCAGCCGUUAGCGACCUUACAUGAAGGAAUCGGCGGGGAGGUUUCCACGUGCUACAACGGAUACACUUUCUGUGUACCCGUUACACUCUCCCCCCGAAACCUUCGCUGCCGAUCCCGGACGAGCCCCCAUUUGUAACCCGAGUCUGUUCUGUGCCGCCCCGCGUUCCGCUCCCACCUCUGACUAGGCUGGGACGCGAACCCGCGCGCCGCGACAAUUCUAGUCGGCAGGCAAGCUCGGUAACCACUGCGCCAAUAAAGCUCGAGCCAACGGCGCAGCCGUUAGCGACCUUACAUGAAGGAAUCGGCGGGGAGGUUUCCACGUGCUACAACGGAUACACUUUCUGUGUACCCGUUACACAUGGAUGCCAGUUGUCGUCUGACGACACGAGAACGAGAUGAAAAUUCGCCAUUUUUUCCGUCAUUAAUUCACAAUGUGUGAUAUUUUCUAGUUAAAUGUGUAGUUAGCAUGCAUUUAGCAGUGUUUGGUCAUGUCACUCAUGUGACGUGCUGCGCCCCCCCCAACCCACACACACGCUUAAUCACCGGCUUUGCCAUUUCCAGGCUCCUUUUUAUGAAACAUAUGUGCCAGGUGCUGCUUGGUAAGUUUUGCUUUUUAUUCUUGGCUAGAUAUGCCAUGUUGCUUUAGCCUUUAAAGGUCUGUGCUGAGUGAUCAUCACGCACUAAACUAACUUGUAGCAUAGCGUUCGCGUUGGCAUUUAGCGAGGUGACUCGAUGUCUUCUUAAACUCUCGGAAAACAUUUUACAUACAGUUCGUGGUGUCCAGGUGAGUUUAAUUGCAAAUAACGUGCUGUUUUCCUGCUGAGUGUUUAUUAUCAUCAUGAAAAUGGUGAUAUCCUUUAAGACUCGACAGUUAUGUCUUCGUCUGUCAUGUUCAUUCAAAAUUGUUGGAAACUUUUUAUUUAUUUAUUUAUUCAUGGACUUAAACUUUUGAAGUUUCGAAAACAUUUUGAUAAUUGUCGACUAAAACAAGACGAAAUUUGUCUGGGUUUUCGCUAACUAAAACUAGACGAACACUUAACACAUUUUAAAAUGACUCAAAUAUGACUCAGACUAAUAAGUAUUUUUUCCCAAAAGAAUAAGACUAAGAAGAAAAUUAAAAUGGCUGCCAAAAACAACACUCUGCGAAAUGACCCGACUCCGCUUACCUCCCAGUGGAUCCACUUGAAGGCACUCAAGUCCACUGCGUUAAAGUCGUCCAAUGUCACUUCCGCGAUGUUACUAAAGAAAAGACACCGGAUUAGAAUUACCCACAAAACAAACAUUAUAUCAGGAAGAUGUGCAGCGGACCCCCACAGUUGUCCGUUCACCUAAUGGGCCAUUUUUUUUAUGGGGAGCAGGGAUGCUACUGUAAUUUCCGGAAUAAAAGUCACUUUUUUUCAUACUAUGGCUGAGCCUGUGAUUUACACUCAGGUGCGAUUCAUAUAAAAUUCAAAUAUGGAAUUUGACAUCUUCUGUUAUAAAUGUUAUACUGGCAGACCAUGGACUAAAAAUUACCCACAACCAGCCACAAGAGGGUGCUAUUUUUUCUCCAAAAUGGCAACUUUUUUCUUUCACUAGUUUGACUUAUAGUCCUGAAAAUACGGUAAUUAUUCCUCCUCACCUCCAUUAUUUUACCGUUUCCCACUUGGCCUUUUUUCCCCCCCAGAUUUUUUUGGGGGGAGCAGGGGAAAAAAUCUUUAAAUUCUGAAUGUUUGGCAUAUUUUGUGGGGGUCUGUUUUAAUUAUUACGCUGGUCAUCACAAUCAAAUUCAGAAUGAAUGAUUAAAUUGUAUUUGCAAAGCAAAUUAAAACAUUCUCGUUUCCAUUUUUUUUUUUUUAUAAAUCGUCCAAAAAUUAAUUUUAAGCAUUCUUCCAAAAAUUAAAAACAAGACCCAAUUAAAGGGACCCCGAGCAAAUUAACGCCACUGCAGAGCAUGGCCGAAAACAAACUUCUGUUGAUGAUGUCACUUCCUGUGACAAGAAACCUAAACUAGGUUAAGAUAAACUAAGCUAAGAUAAGCAUUUUUGUCCUGUAGUUUUUGUUGACCACUUCCCACAUGGAGGUGGACAUGGCUCCACAGUGGCUCAAGUGACCCGUCAUUAGACCGCCAUCUUCUUUGGACCGUCGUCCGCAAUCCCAGCGCCAGGACGGACCCGAACAAAAGCUCAGAUGUCCGUCCUACUGCUGAUGGGCGCAGCUUUGGCAUCGAACAAAGUGAAAUUGAAAAACAUUAAGUCAUUGGCCGUAAUUGACGGCAAUAGAAGUCCAAUCCAUAUUAAAUGAGAAUGGAUUAGACGUCAAAGACUGUUCAUUUGUCCUUACCAGUCCAAAUGGAUUGGGAUGCUUGUCACCUUCAAUGGCAGCCAAUGAGUCAGCAGAAAGGGAUACAUUCAAAGUAACCACAAAUAAGGUGAUCUUAGGAAAUAUUUGGUUUGAACUAGUGCUGCACCAAUACACUCUGUGGCUCCCAACACCAAUUCUGCUACGUGGAUGGCCGAUUCCGCAUUUUUGAAAGCAUACAAAAUAUUUUGUUUUUCCUUUUAGAACUAAAUUACUGCUUGCUCGAACAUAAAAUAAUUGUUAUCAUGGCUAGGCCAGACACUGCUUAACAACCUAACUUGGUAUGGUUGACAAUAAAUGGAUGAACUCCUCUAAAACUUGAAACAUAAAAUGCUCUCAAAGGCCAACAUUUUUGUUCAAUUAGGUAUCAAGUCUGAUCGCAUUAAGUCUAUACCCAGUGCCAUUAUACCACAUUAGUAAUAGUACAUUAUCUUGACUUAUGUGCUAAUCACUAUGCUAGCAGAGAACAUAUGUUUGCUAGUCUACCGUUUCUACUCAUUCAACAGAGCUAACAUCUUUAUAAACGCUCAUGUAAAUGUCAGUGUUCAAGAAACCAUGUAUCCUGGCUGGUAUCAUUGUUUAACAUGUUAUUUUCUCCACCAUUGAAAAUACAGGCCUAUACCUAAAAAAUAUGAUCGCUAAAUGAGAACAGGCAAAUACACCUAGCAGAAUAAAAAUGUAUUACUUAUUUUUCCUCUUCUUCAGCGGCCAUCUUGGAAAGGGCAACCAGUGGAUGAAAACGAAAUUUUGAAGAGUACAAAUUGUGCAGCAUUGGCGCGGUACAGUAUGUCUUAGUACUACUCGAUAACGAAGCCUGCAUUUGAAUGGCGUAUCGGGGCCCCUUCCGAUACCAGUAUCGGUGCAAUGCAAGUGGGAACCAAUUGCUAAAAAAUGAUGAUUGAGGGCUUUGGAUGAAUGAAAAUGGGAAGAAGACGCCAUGGGUGCCCAAGCUGCGCCCACCGUGCCGCGCCAUCGCCGGCUUGCCUUUUGCCCUUACGUGUCGGCCAGCAGUACAGUGCGAGAAGCACUCGACGGACAAACCACGCAACAUGCGCUCGGCGUUUGGCCUGUUGUCUGCCACGCCACGGCCGAAAUAUCGAUGGACCGACGCAAGAAGUCAUCCGCUAUGAAACUGACACAGAAACAUACAGUAAAUCGAUCGGACGCUCCUUCACAAUAAAAGCGCAGGGUAACACGGCCAACCAUACGACAUCGGGACGUCUCCCUGAGCGAGGCCUGAAACAAAGAGCGGGUCACUCAUGUGUACAUGUGCACGCACCUGUUGCUGUGCAGGAUGGUGCGACUUCCCGUGCCGUUGUUGCUGAUGACCAGCGAGGUCGGUGCCCCGCAGCCGCACUUGCGUAGCAGCGAUACGUCCACCUGGAACCUCUGAAAAUCCUCCAAAAUAAAACUACAAACGGGAAAUGGCUUUACCAGCCCUACAAAAUGAGGUAUCUGCGGACAACAUUUGAGUUUCUGUGUUCGUUUCUAAGUGUUUAACUCAUUGGGUGACACUGACAGUGACGGAUAUCCAGUCUGUUAAAGUGAGUGGGGUUCAAAGUAUCUUUCGCGAUCAUUGACAUCAAAUGAGGUAAAUAACUGCCCACUAUUGCUUUGCGAUAUGAGGAUAUAUAUCGCCAAAGCAAUAUCAAACAUUUUCCAUGUCGAUCAUAAGUAUGACCAUAGACCUUCUCAUGCAAUGCACAUUUGGUCAACAGUGCCUAAUUUGUGUUGACUUGCUAUGUUUAUGCCAUUGUAGUAAAGCCAAUCAGCCGAAAGAUGUCACUACCACCACUUUAUACAGUUGUACCUCUACUUACAAAUGUCUACAAAUGUUAUUUUCAGCUUACGACACGUUUAAAUGGGUAAAUAUUGCCUCUUGUUAAGAAAGACAUUUCAGGUUACGAGAGGCAAAAAUACUACACAAUAUUGUAAAAGAUUCACAUGUACUUCCUGCUUUCUGCUUUUAAAUGACGCACCAUAAGAUCCUGCUGCCCUAUAGGCAUGUGCCGGUUACCGGUUUUGAAGUUUACCGUGGUAUGAAAACGUCAGUGUUUCAAAACAACUAAAAGUUUCAGUCAAGUUUCCGCUAUUUUUUUUU